AUGUGCCUGCUUCAAUUGGAUUUCAGGCCCUUCCUGACUGAAGUGAGAACCACAGCACUACUCAAUUUCUCCUCAGAACUGGAUCGGAGACACGCGCGACGAUUCUCCCAUUCCCUCCUCCCUCUCCCCCCUCUCUCUCUCUUGCUCCCUCCCUCUCUCUCAUCGUCUCCCACUCUCUCUCCUUCUCUCUCUCUGCAUCAUAUCUCUCCCAACUCACAGGGGCUGCAUUUCCUCCUGGAACUAUCAUCAAUAACAGCAGCGAGGAAAAUUAAGUUCUCUCCCCGCUUCAGAUUGGAGCCACACUUCAUUUUGGAAUACCGUUACAAGCCAACAGAAACAACUUAUUCGUCCUCCCCUCCCCGCUUCCUGGAAGCGAAUACAGUAUUGCCCGGUUUCCUUGUUUUUCAUACCCAGUCGAGUGCUCGUGGACUCCUGGACGGAAUGAAAACGGAGGAGACUCGAUCGUGUUUACAACAAGCUCCCUCGGCCCUGGCUUUCGAGGGGCGGGAGCUCUGUGCCGGCUGCGACGCUCCAAUCGCGGACCGCUUCCUGCUGCGGGUCAACGAGCGGUCCUGGCACGAGUCCUGCGUGAAGUGCGCCGUGUGUCUGCAGACACUGUCUGGGACGUGCUACUGCCGCAAUCGCCAGCUCUACUGCAAACACGACUACGAGAAGCUCUUCAUCACUAAGUGCAGCAGCUGUCUGAAGGUGGUGAGCCCCUCGGAGUUCAUCAUGCGUGUGCUGGAGCACGUCUAUCACGUCAACUGCUUCUGCUGCUGCGAGUGCGAGAGGCGGCUGCAGCGCGGGGAUGAGUUCGUGCUGAAGGAGGGGCAGCUGCUGUGCCGGGGGGACUACGAGAAGGAGAGGGAGAUGCUGAGCGCCAUCAGCCCCACCCCCACAGAGUCAGUGAAGAGCGAUGAGGAAGGGGGAGGUCAUGCGCAGGGGAAAGGGGGCGAGGACAGCAAGGACCACAAGCGUUCGAAGAGACCCCGCACCAUCCUGACUACCCAGCAGCGGCGCGCGUUCAAAGCCUCAUUCGAGGUGUCCUCCAAACCCUGCCGGAAGGUUCGAGAGACGCUGGCAGCGGAGACGGGGUUAACAGUGAGGGUGGUGCAGGUCUGGUUCCAGAACCAGAGAGCCAAGAUGAAGAAGAUUGCUCGCCGACAGCAGCAGCAGCAGCAGCAGGAGCAGGAGCAGCUGGGGGCCCCAAGGAGAGGGCCGAGCAGGGGGGGUCGGCAGAGCAACGAGGACAGCGAAGACGGCUCCAGUGUCCACGGGCUCGAUGGCCUCAUGGUCCCGUAUCCCACGAUGCCCCGGCAGCAGCUCCUCGCUCUCGAUCAGAAUAUCUACGGCAGCGACUCGUACCGGCAGGGUCUCACCCCUCCGCAGAUGCCUGGAGACCACCUGCACCCCUACGAUUCCGAGGCAGUGUUCCACGACCUGGACAGCGACGGAAGCCUGGGUCACCUGGGAGACUGUCUCCUAGCAACGGCGGACACGGGGCUCCUGCAGGGCCGGGUGGGAAACCCCAUUGACCGGCUAUACUCCAUGCAGAGCUCCUACUUCACUUCCUGACCUGCCCAGGAAGCGCAGAGACCUGGAGACUGGGCCGGGGGGAUCUGGGUGUUCUAUUUAUCAAAACGGCAGAUUUUAAAAUAAAAACCAACAGAUAUGGGCCAUCCCAGCACAGGCCUUGUUUUUUUUUUUUUUUUUUACAUAUUGUUAUUUAGCUCAAAGGAAAAAAAGAACACCAAUUAUAAUGUCCUGGAAAAACUGGAUGCUCUCAGCAAAAUGAUUUAAAGAUGAUGGUGGCAAAAAGAAACAAGGAUAGGUUCCACUAGCUAAAGAAAAUGAAAGUGUGGGCUAUCAAGUUUCUCCAAGACUCUCCUUAAUUAUAAAACUGGAAACUACUUCAAACUACAAGCCCCUCAGAUUAAAUAUCAUUCAUUCCUGGUUUGGAAUUUUUUAGGGGUUGUUUUUCCUUUGCAGUUAAUAAAAACAACAGCUACGUGCUCAUGCUGAUUUGUAAUGUAAAAACUUGAACGUUGGGCAUUCCCUUGAGGGGCUGCUGUCUGAAUGUUUUGCUGUUUUAAUAUUCUAAAAAACACUGACUUCUCAUCUGUCUGCUGUUCCACAAACCAUUGACCAGGCUGAGAUGUUUUUUCUCUUGCGUUUACCCUGUCCUGACCCUCAGAGUGUGGGUGAGAGAAGGGGGGCACGUCACGCACCACCCCCUCCUCCCUCCUCCCUCCUCCCCCUCAUCUUUAAUAACCUGCAUGAUGACGGAUCCCUCCGGCGAGUCUGUUUCAUGUUCUGUUUAAAGAAGUCAGGCGAGGGGAGAUCCAGCUCUCUCUGCCUCAAGGUUGCGCUCAGAAAGGUUUUAUUUUAACCCUUUGUGGACGCUGUCGGAGUAAGGCAGCAUGGACUGGUCCACUCUUUCUUGUUCUGUGAGUGGACUGGAGAGCCAGUGUUCUGGUGGUUAAAGUCCAGCAGGGUUUGUGUUUAACCAUAACACUCUGGACUACUGGACUGGACUCGCAUUGUCUUUUAAUUCAUCUUGGUCCAGGAGGGCCAUUCCACUCCAGGUUUAACAGGUAACAUUAGAUGAUUACCUUCUUCAGGGUCUGGAUGGAGGUUUACCUGGUUCAAUUAAACCUUUUAAAAACCAGGGUUGGAACAAAGACCAGGAGUGGAAGGGUCAACUUUGGCCACCCCUGUUUUCAUUGAAUUGUGAAGAGUUCUGGGCUGCUGACCCUGGUGUGCCAAUGUCUUGGACCUCGGAGUGUCGCCAAAAAUGAACCGUAAAGAGGUCACUGUCAUUACAUGAGGCCACCAGAAGGACUGCUUUGUCACCUCUGAAACUGUGUUGUUGAGCCAGUCUACCUGGAGACUAAAACACAGACCAUAACGCACUGACAGACCAAGGCACACCGCCAAGGACAAAUACUGUAUGAAGGACAGAGGCUUGUGAGUUUUGGUUUACCUGCAGCUGAACUGAAUAACUUACACCAAUGGACCAAUUGGAUUGCUGAGACCUCCUCCUGUCAUUGUGAUGUCAUUCCCCAUGCCAGUCUUGGCUCCAGUUCCUAUUCCACUGUGAUUUGAGCCACUCCAGGUUUUACUCUCCUCACACAGCAGGUAUUAGUGGGGAGUGGGGGAGUGGAUUUGAAGCGACUCCUGACUGUUGCCGUGGAAUUGGAGACUACAGUAUACACGGGCCCUCUUUACAAAUCUUUAGACUGGUUAAGGACUGUUUUUUUGUGCAGUGCAAUUAAGGAUAAUCACAAGACAUGCCAAGUGUAACUAGAAAACACAUUAGAAACGAAAACGAAAGAAAGUUUGCUGGGGCUGACUGGGUAGCAGCUAAUGGAGGACAGGAACAGAAAUAUUUAAACCCUAACUACUGCAUUUUUCUUCUUUAUAGUCACUUUUAAUAGUCUUUGCAUAGCACACAGCGCCACUAUGUGGCAAAAAAUGGUAUCAGGUUUUUAUUUGUUCAGCACUGGUGAUGUUUUUGCACAGGUUUCCAAUCGGUUAUACUGGUUAAAUAAGAAGAAGAAGAAGAAAUAGCCAGUUAAUUCAAUGUUCAUCAUUGUAUAAUUUUACAGUGUCUGUUGCAUACAAUGGUAUUCAUUCUUGUUCAAUGAAUCUAGUUGCUUUAAACCCUGAGCUGUGGUGGUUGGUCUAGCCAGUAGGAAAACUAGCAGAGCUGUGUUCUAAUCCCCCCAGUUACAGUAACACCUCGAUUAUCUGAACUUGAUCAAUUUCUCCCGUUUCUCACAUUCCUAUUCCAGCAUCCCUCAAAGUCGCAUCCUUGUUGAGGCAGUUUGUUAAUUUUGAAUUUCGUCCUCCUCAAAACCAAUUUGAAAUCUGGCCGUGGUUUUGACCUGCCGGUUUUGCCGGCUGGUUUGUGCAGAUGUUGUGAGUCAGUGAAGACGCGCGUGUUAAACUACAGGGGGCCAAGCGCAGUCUUACUAUCUGACACGGGUCCCUCCACAGCCGUAUGUAACACAGCUGGGAACUCUUGAAGUUUCAUAUAGAUGUAAAUGUUUACUGCUAUAUCGUGAUUCUCCGAAUAAGGCACCUUUGUAGACACCCGUUAGUUCAGAUAAUAGAGGCUUACUGCGUCAUUACUGGUAACAGUAUAAACCACUUUACAGAAUUAUAGAGCUACAGGUAGCCCUCUCCUUUUCAACAGUUAUUUUUUAGGGGCUCACAAAAUACGCCCAGAAUACAUUUUUGACCCAACUUGACCUUCUUUGACCUUUUCUACGUAAUGCGUUAUAUAUAUUUUUUUUAAAUGUAUUCUUUGCUUCUGACCAGCAACUGACCAAAUGCAUCCUGCAUAUCCAAGCCAAGGCCCUGAAAAAUGAAUGUUGAAAUUGAGUAACGUUGUUGUAAUAAUGGCCGUGAGUAAUGUUUGAGAGUAAGGGGGCGCUGCAGUUGCCAUUUGAUGCUGUGAAUUGCAGAAAAAAGAGAAAAUGUAAAAAAAAUGAAAUUGUGAUAAUUUGUCCCCGUCUUAAUAAUAAUUCUCUUUUACAAAAAUCUUUAAAAAAAAAAAAACAACAAAAAAUGAAAGACCUUGUAAGUAUUUUGUAUUUUUAUUGUGUGUAAAAUAACUUAAUAUUGAACUAUUUAUGUUGACAUCGUGUGUCUUUGUACUGAAGCUUUUUUUUCGCUUGCUGUCCAAUAGCUGGUGUAACUCAAAGAUGACGUGUGUUGCUGGUGUACUGUUUUAAUUCAGGUGACGUGUACAUUUUUAAUUCUGUAUAGUUUUCUUGUUUUGUUUAGUUUUUUUUUUUUCAAAUGAACACACAAGUGAAUUAAGCAAAUGCUGUAACCCUUAAAAAUGUAUUUAUCAAAUUGUGGUCCUGUUGAUUUUUUGGCCUCGAAUGUACAACCUACUGCAUAGAAGUGUCACCCAGUAUAAAAUGGACGUCGAUCCUAUGAUAUCCUGCAUUACAGAUCAGACCAUUACAUGAGUGUUUUCAAAACUGAUUUGUCAGUUUGACCGU
Acipenser ruthenus (sterlet) is the source of this 5015-nucleotide messenger RNA. Its product is annotated as LIM homeobox transcription factor 1-alpha-like. Gene Ontology annotation, biological process: neuron differentiation; regulation of transcription by RNA polymerase II. Bases 1 to 1575 code for a protein of 524 amino acids. The record is from RefSeq and is a predicted model, not a curated record. The transcript has 10 exons. NCBI's taxonomy places the organism in Eukaryota, Metazoa, Chordata, Actinopteri, Acipenseriformes, Acipenseridae. Gene Ontology annotation, molecular function: RNA polymerase II transcription regulatory region sequence-specific DNA binding; DNA-binding transcription factor activity, RNA polymerase II-specific. Gene Ontology annotation, cellular component: nucleus.